AUGGAGGAAAAGCAAAAGGAACUCGAGACAGAAUUGCAACUACUAGCACUUAAUCGCUCCAAGACUGCUGCAAUCGUGGACAAGGGCAACCUCGACAAAAUCCUUCGUCACAAGGAAAUUUUGAAGAAAAUCGUGAAUGCCAUCGAAGAUCUCAAGGUAGACAUCGAAAAAGCCAAGCUUGAGGCUGGAGAAAUCGUCGAGAAUGUGCAGAAAUGGUCAGCAACAAUAGAACAACGCACCGACGAAGCAGAUUUGGAGAUAUCUGAUUUAACUCGCAGUCUUGAAGAAGCUGCGACGAGAGCAGAGGACUACAAGCGUGAGAAGGAGAAAACUUUGCUCGAUCGGCAACGAGAGGAAGAACUAGAGUUUGAAAAACUAAAACUUGAGCAAAAGGCGAAAAUUCAACAAACAGAGCAAGCCGCCGCAAAGCCAGCCAGCAAAAGCAACGUGAAAAUGCCAAAACUAAUCAUCACAAAAUACGACGGCACCUAUGAGAAGUGGCUCUCGUUUUGGAACAAGUUUGAAGCUGAAAUUGAUUCAUCUGAUCUGCCAGCGGUCACAAAAUUCGCUCAUCUGAAAGAAUUGCCGGAACGUAAUGUUUGCGAAUCAAUCGACGGUCUUCCCUUUACUUCUGAAGGCUACCAGCGCGCUAAGAAUAUUCUGACUUCAAAUUACGGCAAGAUAAGCGAGAUUGUAAGGGCAUACAUCGACAACUUGAAUGCCUUGCCAGUGAUAACAGGAUCACAGCCUAGCAAAAUCCAUAAAUUUUGCCAGACUUUGAACUACAAUGUUCAAUCUCUUGAGACGCUGGGUAAACUUUCGUCUUGUUUUUCUAUGGUGCGUGGUGUGCUUGAUAAGCUGCCGGGAAUCAAAGCCGAACUCGUGAGUGGAAAAGUAGGAUGGCAAGACUGGGGAUUCACGGAACUAAUACGAGCUCUAGAAGAAUGGAAGGCAAUUCAUCCACUGGAAUUAGCUGAGAAAGCCAGCGGAAAACCUCAGGCCCAGCCGCCGCCUCGUCCGCCUCGCCACAGAAGUUUCUACGCGCAAGAACGCGAACCAGCCCGCGCGCGACACGCGUGUGUUUAUUGUGAUUGCGUGACGCACAGAUCUUGGGAGUGUGAUAAAAUCACGUCGCCUGCCGAGCGCCGUCAAAUUUUGCAGAAUAAACGGUUGUGUUUUAACUGCACUGGGCCCAAACACAGCGCAAACAACUGCUCUAGUAGAGCUUCCUGUGUACACUGCAAGCAAAAGCACCACUCGUCUAUCUGUGACAGACAAGUAAGAGCAAGUCAGCCUAAAAAUAAUGCUGGAGUCGCAUUGACAGCAACACAAGACGGGGAGAAGGUUUGCCAUCCUAUAGUUCUUGUCAAAGUAAAUGGCGUAACCUGUAGAGCACUACUGGAUACCGGCGCGACCGUUUCUUACGCCUCUGGAUACCUCUUAGAUAGGCUGAAGCUGAGACCAACACGCACGCACACACGCCGUAUUCAAACCAUCGUGGGAGUGGUUACAAAACGAAGCGAGAUCUUCAACGUCCAAGCGAGCGACACGGAUGAAAAGUAUGCCAUUCCACUAGGCGUGACGAGAAUUGACCGUGCCGAAUUGCUGUCUGUUGAAAACCCAAAUUAUGCGGUAAUGAUAAGCAAGUACCCACAUCUGAAGGGAGUGUACAUGGAGGACACAGACUUGAAGAAGAUGCUUCCUGUCCAUGUUAUUCUUGGAGCGAGUGACUAUGCGCGAAUAAAGACCCGCGAAUCCCAGCGAACUGGAGCUAUGGGUGAACCAGUGGCAGAAUAUACUCGCUUUGGGUGGACCAUCAUGUCACCCGGGACGGAGACAGACCUAGACAGCAUGUUCCUAGCGCAAACGGCCCCAAACGAUUAUGAAGAGCUGUAUAGAAUGAACGUCCUUGGACUUGAAGACGCACCUAGUGGUGACCAAAGCGUUGUCUACGCAGAGUUUCGUGAACAGCUUAGAGGCAGUUCUGAUGGGUGGUACGAAGCACGCCUUCCUUGGAAAGGAGACCACCCUCCCCUACCUCCGAAUGAAUCUGGGAGCUUGAAACGCCUGGGAAGUCUAGUACAACGUCUAAAGAAAACAGGUCGUCUGAACGAAUACGAUGCGAUAAUCCAGGACCAACUGCGCGAAGGAAUUGUGGAAGAGGCAGACAUGCCAGCCAGUGGGAAAGAAUUUUACAUACCCCACAAAGCUGUGGUGAGGGAGAAUGUAGAGUCGACCAAGAUGCGGGUAGUCUACGGUGCCUCAGCCAAAGCCCAUAGCUCCGCGCCCUCACUAAAUGACUGCUUGGAGGUUGGACCGCCGCUCCAAAAUAAACUUUGGAAGGUUCUAGUGCGGGGAAGAUUCCAUCCUGUGGCUCUCGCUGGUGAUAUCCGCAAGCCUUUCUCCAAAUUCACUAGAGCACUCUUUGGCUUGGGACCCUCGCCUUUCCUGCUAGGAGGUGUGAUCCAACAGCAUCUGAACACUUGCCGAGAUGAACAUCCCAAGUGCGUGGAAGAGAUUGAGCGUGAGCUAUAUGUGGAUGACAUAUUAUCUGGUGGACCUACUACCAAAGAAGUGAAACAGAAGAAAGCCACAACAACUGAGAUAUUUGCCCAAGCUACUUUCCAUUUGCACAAGUGGCACUCGAACGUGAAAGAGCUGGAACUGGAUGACGUACCCGAAGACAAUGCGAAAGAACUGGAGCCGGUUACAGUGAAUGAGCACGAAGACGACUUAAGCUACGCGAAGCAACAGCUGGGCGUUCAAUCUAGACAGUGUGGACUCCUGGGAUUGAAGUGGAACAAGUUAUCUGACGAAAUUGGGGUCCCUUUUCCCGCGAACGUUGCUCAACCGACGAAAAGAGGGAUCCUGGGAAAGGUGGCUAAGAUCUAUGACCCCUUAGGAUUAGCCGCACCUACCACUCUACAAGGAAAGCUGCUAUAUCGUGAGGCUUGUGAAGAGAAAUGCGCAUGGGACGCGCCGCUAUCUGCAGAGCUAGUUCAGCAGUGGAAGAAGUGGGAGAGCUGUUCACCUCAGCAAAUUAACUGCCCAAGAGCACUGACGAGUGCUCAACAGCCUAUCGAGAACAUCGAGCUUCAUGCCUUUGGAGACGCUAGCGGAAAGGGCGUCGCGGCUGCCGUGUACGCCGUCGUCAAACAGCCGACUUCAGUAAACCAGGGCCUCGUCACAGCAAAGGCAAGACUGGCGAAGCAAGGGUUGACAAUACCUCACCGCGAACUAGUCUCGGGUCACAUGGCCGUGAAUCUUCUAAGCAACGUACAAGAUGCGCUACAAGGGUUUCCUGUAUCCUCCCUACACUGUUGGCUCGAUAGCAGCGUCGCACUACACUGGAUACGCGGGAAUGGAGACUUCAAGCAAUUCGUGGCAAAUUGUGUCCGAAAGAUUAGAGAGCAUGGUGACAUUACGUGGAGACACGUACCAACUAAGGAUAAUCCUGCCGACCUUGCUAGCCGCGGUGGACCGGUCACAGAAGAGAAACAACUGUGGUGGAAGGGACCAGCAUGGCUCAGUGAUCCUAGAGCAUGGCCCCCUGACCUUGUUACCGUACCCACCGCAGAAUCCAACGCAGAAGCCAAAGUGAUAAAGGAAGUCUUAGCCACAGCCCUAUCAUCAGAAGACGAGUUCAGUGUGCUGAUGGAGCAACACAGUCUGUUAAAGGCCUUGCGCGUGUGCGCAUGGGUGUCCAGGUUCCUAACUUAUUCCAGAAACCCGAAGCCAAGAAGAGUGAAAGGACCGCUGACCACCGAUGAAAUGAAGUACCAGGAAACCUGGUGGACCAGACGAGCUCAAGAGGAAGGCAGAAGUUCGAAGAAUUUCGAGGCAGACAAGUUACAGCUUAACUUGCAACCAGAUAACAACGGAAUACUGGAGUGUAGAGGACGAAUCGUCGGUGCAUACCCUAUCAACCUUCCUUAUGGUAACGCAUUCACACACAAGCUUGUUCAACGAGCGCAUCUAGCGACCCUUCAUGGGGGAGUUACACUCACAAUGACCAAAGUUCGGGAGACUCACUGGAUCCCUCGCCAGAGAAAACUUACCAAGAAGGUCAUUAAAAGCUGUUGGGGUUGCAAGAGAUUUCGAGCUCAAGCCUGCCAGUCCCCACCGCCAGGCAAUCUACCAACGACCAGAACCCAAGGAGUGACACCCUACGAAACCAUCGGUUUCAAAGAUGGAAGGUAA
Molecule: messenger RNA, 4200 nt
Organism: Pocillopora damicornis (cauliflower coral)
Lineage: Eukaryota; Metazoa; Cnidaria; Anthozoa; Scleractinia; Pocilloporidae
Source: RefSeq, a predicted model, not a curated record